AAACGCCUUGUAAACAGGAACCUGAUGUGACCCUGAUGUGACCCCGUCACAUCGGGCCCCCCUUGCAGAUUAGCAGUUGUCCAGAUGACUAUUGGUGACAGUAGCCGAGAAUACAGUACAAUACGUUUUGGUCAACUGUUUUGCAAGAUGUUACGUUGUUGGAUGAUGGAUUUGAAUCAAGUGCACAGAUGAGCAGCUAGCAUACUCUCUCUCUCUCUCUCAGCCGUUGCUCUUGAGGAUGAUGUUUGUUGCUUGCAAGUGAGAAGCGGUUUGCUUCUUCCAUCCUGCAGCUUUCAGGCUCCCGAAGCUAUAGGCUAUAGGUCCCCCAUUCUCCACGCUUUCCCCAAUGGAUGUCGUGCCGGACGUGGACUUCUCCGUCUUUGGGGCAGCUGCCUUAGACGCCGAGCCGUUCCAGGCGACGGAGGAGCAGCAGGCCGUGGGCGAGCAGCUGCGAGAGAUCUUACGAGGCACCGAGACACGCCACGGCUUCGUGUACGCCUUCGGCCUCCUCUCCUCAGCCGAGAUCGCCGAGGCCUUCCACGGCGCCAAGGGCUUCUGGGCGCCGGACGUGGACCGUGCGGCGCUGCCGCGGCUGACGCCCGAGACCAACGUAGGCUAUGGCGGCCUGGGCAAUGAGGCCUUGAACGCUCGGCGCCAGGCUGACUUGAAAGAGGCCUUCAACUUGCGCAAAGUCAGCUUGACAGAUGGGUCCUUACCAGCGGUGAAGGACUUCCCCAGCUACUGCCAGAGGAGAGCUGGGACCUGGGCGUUGACGUCGCUUGCAGCGCAGCGAGCCUUGUUGGCCUUUGGCGUGGCGCUGCAGCUGGAGGAUCCCAAGCACUUCGCACGCAGCGUGGUCCAGUGGGACCUUUGCACCAUGCGAUUGCUGCACUACCCACCAGGUCGGGAGGCUCAGAUUGGGUAA
Messenger RNA from Durusdinium trenchii, 925 nucleotides. The record is from the annotation of a GenBank genome assembly. Lineage: Eukaryota; Dinophyceae; Suessiales; Symbiodiniaceae.